Messenger RNA from Mercenaria mercenaria, 4164 nucleotides. Its product is annotated as guanylate-binding protein 1-like. Gene Ontology annotation, molecular function: GTPase activity; GTP binding. Bases 113 to 1954 code for a protein of 613 amino acids. Lineage: Eukaryota; Metazoa; Mollusca; Bivalvia; Venerida; Veneridae. The record is from RefSeq and is a predicted model, not a curated record. The transcript has 11 exons.
UGAAUCACUUCAUACCUAUUUUGAUGUAUUUAUUCAGGUUAUAUUAUUGAUUUGCUGAUAACAGAUAGGAUCUUACCAGACAGUGUUACAGAAAACGUUAUCAAGUGAACACAUGACAGACAACAGUCAGCAAGACCAGGUCGGCGGUAGACUUGCAGUGCCGAUAUGGAGACCCCUCUCUCAUGAAAUGUCCAUGAUGGAAAUAAAUGAGGGAACUACUACUAACGCAAGGACCGAGAAUGAUCAACACGUCAUUUACAGAAGAACUGACAUGACUCCAAACGACUCAGAUAUCUCUCGUGUUUUCCCAUGGUUUGAGCGGAAACAAAUAUUCAAUAGACAAUCUGUGUUUGAAGAACCACAAUGCCUGAUAAGUGUUGAUGAGGCGGGAUCAUUAAAUGUAGAUGAAAAAAUAGCCAAAGAAAUCGAAAUAAUUGACGUUCCUGUUAGUAUCGUGGCAAUCACAGGGCUAUACAGGACCGGAAAGUCAUACCUUUUGAACAGAAUUGCCGGUUGCCCGAAGGGGUUUUCGCUUGGAAAUUCGGUCAAAUCGCAUACGAAGGGAAUAUGGGUAUGGUGUUGCUUACAUCCUACUAUAGAUCAACACAUUCUCAUGUUUCUAGAUACGGAAGGUCUGGCAGAUGUUGAAAAGGCAGACAGUGAUUACGACAACAGAAUAUUUAGCUUGGCUGUUUUGUUGAGUAGUACAUUAAUCUACAAUUCAAAGGGUGUUUUCAAUACCGAUGAUAUACAGAAACUUACAUUUAUUGCUCAGCUGUCUGAAAAUAUCCAAGUAUUUUCUGAGACCAGUCUAGAUAAACAAGUAAACGAAACGCUAAUGAGUUUCGUUUCUCCGGAAUUCAUUUUAUGUCUCAGAGAUUUCUUCCUUGAAAUGGAGAAAUCAGAGGAUGAGUAUUUUGAAGAGUGCUUAGCCAACAGUAAAAGUGAAGAAAUUUCGGGAUGCAUUCAGCGAUAUUUUCCAAGAAGAAAAUGCUUCACUAUCGAACAACCUGCAAUGGGCAAAACACAUCUCCGUCAGUUAAAUUCUUUAGAAGAUUCACAGCUGAACGAAGAUUUCACAGCUGAUGUCCAAAAAUUAAAAGAAUACAUUUACACAUGUGAACCAAAAUAUAUAAUGGCAGACAGACCUGUUGAUGGGUUAGUGUUUGUGACAUUGAUGAAAACAUAUGUGAACGCAUUAAAGAAAGGAAUUUCACUAAACAUAGAAGAGGCAAUCGAAAAUGCAUCACGUGAGCACAAUGAAAAGGUGGCAAGCUAUGUUUUACGGUGGUUAGAUAAUGAGUUAAGACUUAUUACAUUACCAAUCCCUCGGAAAGAACACCUACAAAACACAUUCUUUCAACUUCAAGACAAAUUAAUUCGAAAGUACAGAGAAAAUGCCUAUCCAUGUGAUCCUACUAGCUUUGAAGCACACCUUAAGGAACAAAUGGAAGAAAAAUGGGAAAAUCUACGGGUAGAAAACUCAGCUUGUAUCGCGAAACAAUGUCAUGACUGUUUGGCUAAAUUAGACAAAGACAUAAUGGGAGACGAAACUACUUACAGUGGAGAGGGCAUGUAUGAGCGUUAUAAAGAAAAUUUCCACUACUUGGAAAAGAACUACUACGAGCAGAUGAAAAAGUUUGACAGGGAUGAGCUGAUAGAUCCACUGGAAGAAUUCAAAGAAUUCAAGACGACGUUAAAAGCAGAAUUAUACCGGAAAGACUUAGAACGUGCAAAGAUGCAGCAGAAAGAACAGAUGGAAACAAUGUUGGCACAAAGACUGCAGGAAAAAUAUAAAGAAAUGGAGCAGGAAAAGAAUUUAUUUGUGGAGCAAGAGAGAAAAAGAUUGUUAGACAGCUUAAUGAAGCAGCAGGAAGUUAACACAGCACUCAUGGCGAAAACGCUUCAAGUCAUUGGUGAAAAAUCAAGCAAGAAUAAGUGUAAUAUAUCUUAGGAGAUAAGACGGAAUGAAACACUCGAGUAGCUCUAAUAGAAGAUUGUAAUAUAGUUCUGUGUUUCCGGAAAAUCUACCUUUACUUUUUAUCGUUUAUUUAAGUCGACAUUAUUAGAAAUUUUAUUGAUUUCUCCAUAUCUUAUCGAAGUCAUUGGUUUUGAGUCCUAUAGUAAUUUUUUUUCUUAAGUUUAGAACAACGUUGUUAUUAAAGAAACAACAAUUAAAGAGCAAUGCUCGGUUCAUCUUUUUUUCAAAAGUCCCUUACAUGCUAUUAUUUUCUGUAAAAUAAGCACAUGUUAAGGUAAAUUGCUAUAUAUGUAUAUGUUAUGCAUAAGGUAAAACUACAAACUGGAUGUCUUACGAACAGGCAAAUUCUUCACUAGCUUAAAGGUGUUUCAACUUUAUAAAUUCUUCCUUGGUAAUCAGUAAUCCAGUACUGAUAACAUACUUGUAGUACUGAUAAACAUGUAGAUUAACUUGAUUAUAGUCGGUGUUAUAUUGUGAAACGGAAGUUCAUUAUUUAUGACAAAUAUCUAGUUCAUUGCAUUUCACAAUUUAUAUUUUAUUCUAUACUGAUACAUUGUUAUCAACAAUAACUAUGAUAGAAAUAAAUGCUUUUAUCAAUGUCGAGCACAUAAUUAUAUUGAUUAUCAGUUAUUUUGCAUUUUUACUAAUGUUCGAUCAUCUACACCAUAUAUAUAUCACUUUAGUGUUAGUUAGUAUUGAAUCAAAUUCGUACAUUAAAUAAUUUGAUAUCACUAAAAAGCCUUUUUCCAACAAGUUUUAAAAGUCAAAAUAAAUUUUUGAUUUGAUGAGCCUUGACAAACAUCUAGUGUAUACAUGAAAGGUUCCUUCAUAUAAACGAGGCUCUAAUAAUUGCUGUAAACUUUCACCUCAUUUUCUGCUAAAAUAUUAUGUAUGAUAAGCAUGGAAUUGAAUACUUUUCUUAGAAUCUUUAAAAUACCAGAUAAUAGCACUAACAAAGGACUUAAAUACUGGUACUCAUUGUCGCAGUUGUAUUAUUCUAUUGAUAACUAAAGAUGUAUCAAAUGAUAAUAAUAUUUUGAUUGUGAUAAGGAUUUUAUACAAUAUUUUUAUGUAACUGUACUGAUAGUUACUGUAGCGUUUUUAUAUCUGCACGAAAAUAAUACGACCAGAAUUUCAGUUGCUUAUUGUCUGUAAAAGACCAGCUUUGUAAAAGUGAAUGUGUAAGAGACCACAAACUGGCAUAAUGCAAAAUAUGCACAUGUGUCUUACAACUGUAAAUUGACGUCCAAGACUUUAAAAUCUAUGUUGUUAUAAAAUUACAUAGUAUUAAUAGUAUACACUUGCAAGUUAGAAAUAAACAAAAACUGAAGUUUUGUACGAACGCCUCUUAACUUAGAUUUAAAAAGCUAUAAUAGCAACUAUAGAAGAUUCAGCGAAAAUACAUCAGUACAAUAUGAGCCGCACCAUGCGAAAACAACAUAGUGCGUUUGCUAUCAACAUUGAUCCGGACCAACUCAUCCGUGCAGUCUGCUCAGGAUCCAUGCUGUUCGCUAACGGUUUCUCUAAUUGCAGUAGGCUUUGAAAAAAAAACAGCAUGACCAGACUGCGCGGAUGCACUAUGACUCAAUGAUCCUCCGCACUAUGUUGGUUUUCUCAUGGCGCGUAUCAAAUAUGCUAUAAACAAAGUUAACUAAAGAGACUAAAUGUUUGCCACUCUUAUCUUAAGUUUCAGACUUCAAACGUUUUUUGAACAAAUUUGUAAAUACGCAUUUUAUUACACUUUUGUCAUAGUUAUUUUGAUGUAUUCCGUCUGCAAAAACUAGCAAGAGUUAACCAUUCUUCCUUGUAUCAUUAUAAAACUUAAAAACUGACAUACAGAUGGACAGUUAUUUUCAAUCAUUUCUGUAUCUUAUAGUUCAGAAAUGUAUAGUACAUUUUUGAUUGAGUAUAAUCUUUAACUUUGCUGAGGAUUUUUAUUGUAAACAGUAAAGUCAGCCGUAGUUAUGUGUACUCUUUUUCUGCAGGAAAGACGGAGGUGAUAUCUCUGCCGAUUGAAUACGCUGUAUGCAACUCUAAUCUUCAGAUUUUUUAAAAAGGCUGUCUUCAACUUUAAUGGUUUUAUAAACAGUAUGUGAUUGUACAUCUGUUUGUUAAUAUCAGUCUUUUUAUUAUCACUUUUGUAAAUAGGAAGCGUCACAAAAUAAAUGGAUAUUCCGGACUUA